Messenger RNA from Periconia digitata, 2367 nucleotides. Lineage: Eukaryota; Fungi; Ascomycota; Dothideomycetes; Pleosporales; Periconiaceae. The record is from the annotation of a GenBank genome assembly.
UUCACUGUCCAAAAGCAAUCCAAGUUACUCUCGCGGCCUACCUACACGAUGACCUCCGAAAACAAGAAAUCUGCCCUCACACAAGGUUUGAUGGCUCGGGAGUCCUGGACGGACUACAUCAAUUGGAACGACGAGUACGAUCCCGUCUUUGAGGGUGCAAAUGCAUCGACACACCACCAUCAAGAAUACGGAUCCCAAUAUUCGAACCCGGCAAACUACUCCUCUGAUCGUCAUGAUUUACUCCUCGCCAAUCAAGGUCUAUUAUCCGACUAUGAAUUUGUCUCAGCACCAUCCUCCACAGCAGAAGGCACAUCCCCUUUGGGACAAGACAGUUCUUGGCCCAGUACUACUACCGGGACUUCCCCAUUCAUGGACCGAGCCAUGGCCUACCCGUCAUCUAUCAACGUCUGCGAGGACUUGUUGUCACCUUCGCACGUGUCCGCCAUAUCUCCACUGUUUGGCUCCGACAGUUUUACAUCACCAAACUCCUACCCAACUACGGCAAGGCCACUACCCUUCAACCCCUACUUGGCUACCUCACCCAAUGCUUUCAACAACCUUGACAUUUCCGCUUCUCAGGCCUUGUCAAACCUGGGUUCUUGGGUAGAACAGAGUCCACUUCCGCAGAGCAAUCACGGCGAGUUUUCCAGUCGUGUAGGAAUCAAUGAAAUUCCGGAGAUAGUGUGCGAAGGUACAAUGCCUAUAUCUAUCCCUUUCUCCCAAAAAAGCUCACCCACAUUCCCAUCACAGCAAUGGACUGCAACCCCGACAGAGCCGCAAGAGCAACAGCAGCAGCAACUGCCCACCCCUUCACAGCCCAUUAACAUUUCCCAAUCUCGUUUCCAAAGGCAACAGGUUCCGCCUCUCCUCCCAGUGUCUCCUGAUCACCGAUCGCUGCCUCGGAGUGCAUCCCUUUCGAGCAGUAUAUCUAAACACGAAAGACGGCGUUCCAGAACGUCAAUUUCCCAGUCACGCAAUGAGUAUGCGUGGGUGAAUUACGAGCCGCAGUCUGAAACGAACAGUCUGGUACCAUCAGUAAAUGGCAUCCAGGGUCGCCGUAAUCGAGGUCGCGUAGGUCCUUUGAGGGUCGAUCAGCGAAGCCAUGCUGCCCUCAUGAGACGUGUGGCUUCUUGCAGUAGUUGUCGCAAGCGAAAGGAGAAAUGCGAUCCUGGAAUACCCUGCCGUUCAUGUAUCGAAUACUACAAAGGCGAUCUCAUCAACCACCCUUGCCGCGACUUUCGAAUUUCGGAUCUGUCAAAUGAUUUCCUCGCUGAACGUCUCGGUUGGCAUCCUAUAGAAAGAUCCAUCAGUUCUUUCGUCGGCCCCCAUGGUUAUCACGAAGCUACGGAUCUGACAUAUCGUAUCCCUCUGACCUUCGGCUUCGGCCCUGCGCUGAUGCUCUCCGUCCAUCCUGUACAAAUUGCAGACAUGCCUCGACUUCGCCACAAUCACCUCAUCUACUCUUGGCCACCGAAUACAACGGCCCCGAUUCAGCACACACACGCUGUUCUUCCUGCCGUCAUCACCGCUCAAGCCAAGCUCAGCUUGCAGAACGACUUGGACAAGCAUCUCGCUCUCUUGGUUAAACAGCAUUUUCGAGAGUUCCCGCUGUUCUGCUCCCCUUUGAACAUCCUACGCGAGGUCUAUAUUCUAUACCGUACCCUUCCAACCAUGUCAGCUUACGCUCGUCUACUAGAGCAAUCGCUAAAGCUACUCGUUCUUGUGCAUAUAGGUGGCGACGUCACCCUCCCAACAUCAUCCACGCACCCAGACUUACAAGAUCUAAUGAACGCAACCAUGCAGCAAAACUCCGAGCAGCUCACGACAACUCCCUGCUUCAUCCGCUCGCAGUUCGGCGCCGUCAUGCCCUCCCUCGCGCUCUGCAUCAUGAAGGAAGUACUCCUUUCCUUGGAGCAACUCCUCGUCCACCGUGACCCCAAAGAAUGGCCCAUCGCCCUCGCCACUCUCAUCGUCGUCCUCAUCACCGUCGAAUCUAUCCAGUACCACGCCGCGAAGCUGCCGUACCAUUACUCCUACGACUCCCUCACGUCCCGAUCGCAACUGGAAAGCGAAAGCCGCGUCGACGACGAAGGUGCUGUCAAAUCUUUGCUUGGCUUUUACGCGGUUUGCUUCUCGAGCUGCCAUACCAAACUGCACGAGAGGUGGGAUGCGGGGAGAACGAUGGGGGACGCUGGUCACGGGGCUACGCCUGGGGAUAAGUUCAUCGAGAGCGUCCGCGAAGCAAUCCGCAAAGCAGCUUCUGAAGACGAUUACCUUGUACGCAAGGCGGGUGCCCAACGGGCGGGGGAUGAUAUGAGGUACUUUUUCGACCGGCUGGCUGCGCGCUUGUUGGUCCUAAACCCGUGA